Messenger RNA from Aspergillus clavatus NRRL 1, 939 nucleotides. Its product is annotated as alpha/beta hydrolase. The transcript is spliced from 4 exons. Gene Ontology annotation, molecular function: palmitoyl-(protein) hydrolase activity. Gene Ontology annotation, cellular component: membrane. Bases 1 to 939 code for a protein of 312 amino acids. NCBI's taxonomy places the organism in Eukaryota, Fungi, Ascomycota, Eurotiomycetes, Eurotiales, Aspergillaceae. The record is from RefSeq and is a predicted model, not a curated record.
AUGUCCGAUUCUCCUCCGCCCCCACCGUCCUGGAGUAUUGCUGCGAUGGCCAACAAUGCCGUGCAUUUCCUUCGUUUACCGGUCCUGGCAUCCUCUGGGCUGGCUGUGGUAGCUAGUGGCCUCCUGUAUUUCAAGCAAAAUGAACUGAUUUAUCCGCGCAAUGUCCCCGUUGACGCCCGCACCAAUGUCCCCAGUCCGCGACAAUUCGGUCUCAAUGACUACGAAGACCUCCAAAUCCCCACGCCCGAUGGCGAGUCGCUACAUGCUUUCUUCAUCCGGCCAGAGAACAAGCAGCAUGCUCGGAAUGUGACAGUUUUGAUGUUUCACGGCAAUGCGGGCAAUAUCGGCCACCGUGUUCCCAUCGCCAAAGUUCUACAGGAGGUUCUGAGCUGUAAUGUGCUGAUGCUGGAAUACCGCGGCUAUGGCCUCUCGACCGGUGUUCCGGAUGAAGCAGGGCUCAAGGUCGAUGCGCAGACCGGAUUGGAUUAUCUUCGACAGCGGGCCGAGACAAGGGAUACGAAGAUUGUUAUUUAUGGGCAGAGUAUAGGCGGUGCCGUCGCUAUUAAUCUAGUCGCUGAGAACCAGGACAGUGGGGAUGUGGGAGGGUUGAUCCUUGAGAAUACCUUCUUGAGUAUCCGAAAGUUGAUUCCAACCGUCUUCCCUCCCGCUCGGUAUCUUGCUCGUCUAUGUCAUCAGUACUGGACGAGCGAAGAGGUGCUGCCAAAGAUCAAGGAUGUGCCAAUUCUCUUCCUCAGCGGCUUGAAAGAUGAACUUGUUCCACCGUCGAACAUGACACAGCUUUUUGCCGUGUGCAAAUCAAGCCGCAAGGUCUGGCGCACGCUUCCCAAUGGCGGCCAUAACGACACAGUUGCUGAACCAGGGUACUUCGAGCACAUCCAUGAUUUUGUCAUGGAGGAGGUGGUACGGAGCCAGAAUUGA